Molecule: messenger RNA, 4906 nt
Organism: Leucoraja erinaceus (little skate)
Lineage: Eukaryota; Metazoa; Chordata; Chondrichthyes; Rajiformes; Rajidae
Gene: tollip
Product: toll interacting protein
Exons: 7
Coding region: 138-986 (282 amino acids)
Biological process (GO): ubiquitin-dependent protein catabolic process
Cellular component (GO): cytoplasm
Molecular function (GO): ubiquitin conjugating enzyme binding; ubiquitin binding
Source: RefSeq, a predicted model, not a curated record
CGCGCUGACGUCAGCGGGGCGGGAUGCGGGCUGAGAGCGGACGGCGGCCCGCACCUUGCGGUUGUGAGGAAUCCGACAGCAGCAGCCGGAGCGGGCGUGACGGACCGACCAGGGCAUAAACUCACAGCCUCCCCGACAUGGCGGCCACUACCAUCGCCACCCAGAGAGGCCCGGUGUUCAUUGGAGAAUUGCCUCAAGAUUUCCUUCGCAUUGUACCAACACAGCAGCAGCAACAAGUACAACUUGAUGCACAGGCAGCUCAACAAUUACAGUUUGGAUCAGAUGCAGCUACCAUGGGCAGACUAAGCAUCACAGUGGUACAGGCAAAACUGGCAAAAAACUAUGGAAUGACACGCAUGGAUCCGUAUUGCAGAAUGCGUCUUGGAUAUGCUGUAUAUGAGACACCUACAGCUCACAAUGGGGCAAAAAACCCAAGAUGGAACAAAGUUAUACAGUGCACUGUGCCACCUGGGGUUGAUUCAUUUUAUCUAGAGAUAUUUGAUGAGCGAGCUUUCUCCAUGGAUGACAGAAUUGCCUGGACUCACAUAACUAUCCCAGAAUCGCUAAAAGAAGGGAAAGUGGUGGAUGAAUGGUACAGCCUUAGUGGGAGACAGGGUGAUGACAAAGAAGGAAUGAUUAACCUUGUUAUGUCAUAUGCAACACUGCCACCAAAUAUGUUGGUCCAACCACAGCCAGUAGUGCUGAUGCCUACUGUGUAUCAACAGGGAUUAGGAUAUGUGCCAAUUACAGGGCUUGAGUAUUUUGCACUGGGUGUGCCAACUGUCUACACACAAGGAAUGAUCCCCGUUGGAGCACCAACACAGAUUUCUGCUCCACAAAGUUUGUACAGUGAGGAAGAUCUGAAAUCCAUUCAGGACAUGUUCCCCAACAUGGACAGAGAAGUGAUCCGCUCAGUGUUGGAAGCACAGGCAGGCAACAAGGAUGCAGCAAUUAAUUCCUUGCUUCAGAUGAAUGAAGAAUCGUAGAAUAUGUGCAGUCAAUGUUGCCAAGACCCCAUCAUAACCUAAGUAUUUCUGCAUCAAAGACUUUGAGCUUUCUCUCUGCAGAUAUAUCUGGUUUAAGAAUGCACGUGUCCAGUAAUCAGCACAUUGUACAAAGUUUGUAACUGUAUUAAACAUGAAAAGCAUUCCAUAAUCUUAGUGCAUAUGUUUAAGAUCAGAAAUGCAGAUGAAAUUGCCUUGUGCAUAUUGCUUAUUGGAAGGUUCCCCACAGAGCUUUAACUUGAUGCUUAUGUUUUUGCAAUGGGCCUGUCAUGUAUUCUGCAGCAUUAUGUGUACAUUGUUCAGCUGUCAAAUGCUUUAACUGACAAUUGUUAUGAGUUUAUUUAAAAUGUAUAUUAGUUGGAAAUAUACCAUUGAGUUAAAUAGUCAUCUUAAUUACUUACAACUGCCACAAUAAAGCAAAAUUGUUUGGGGAUGGGGAUUGAAUGGUAGUGGGGAAAUUAAAACUUGUGAAUGGGGCACCUUGGUCGGCCAAGGCACUUUGGGCCAAAGAGCCUAUUUCCAUGUUCAUGACUCUAAAUCCUAAAAUCAGUGAAGAACUUCAGUAAACAACCCCACAGCCUUGUAACACACAUCUGAAGAUGCUGUAAUAAUAGAAGUCUCAAAGGAGAUAAGCUUGACUAGUAAUUAGAGGGUUCUCUCUGCAAGCCUUAUAAGGAGUCAUUAUCAGGAUCCUCAACUGUUUGCUCAAGAAUAGGUCCCCAAACCACAACAUAAUUUAGUGAAUUCACCAUCUAACAACUCCAAGGGAAAAUGCAGGGAGCUGCACUAUUGACUAUAAAUUGCCCUUUGCAUCCAAUCACAGGAGUUACUCCCACCCCCCAGUUACAUUGCUCACUUUGUACUCAUUUCCCAUUACCAAGUCCCUCAUUUCCCUUUUAUCCCCCUCUCACCUCACCCCUUCCACCCAUAUCCCACUUGCUUUUAUAUUUCACACUGACUGUUUCGUUUCAUUUUUACCCUCUAGUUUUUGUCACUUACGCCACCCGUAUGCCAAGCAAACUCUUCACACCGAUAUCCACCUAUCAUUUGCCAAGCUUUGUCCUACCGAUAUUUUCACUUUCUCUCCUCAACUAAGGGUCGGUCUAUUCACUCCACAGAUGUUGACUAGCUGAGUUCCUCCAGAACUUUGUCUUAUGCUCAAAGGACGCAAUGCUAGAGCAAUGAGAAUCAGACUGUGGGGAGGGGUGGGGGAAAGAACAAAGCUGGAAAAGAAGAGAGGUAGGACAAAGCAUAGCAGUAAUAGCUAGACAUAGGUUGGGCACAAGUGUUUUACCUAGUCUGUGCUUGGUCUUGCCAAUGUACAGGCGGCCACAUUGAGAACACAAGAUGUAGAUUAAGUUAGAGGAGGUGCACUUGAACCCGUCUCACCUGGGGGAACUGCUUCUUAUCGAGUCCACAUCCACAAGAUUAGAAAUUGUUCAGCCAGAGCUGAACACGCUUCUCAGCAUCUGCAUACACUGGCGUCUUGUGAUUCUUGGUGGAAAGAGGGCUGCGAUGUGAACACUCUUUCCUUGACCCCGGGAGAACUGCUGGGGUCCGUGAAUGGAGGUGAGGAACAAGGAAUAGGGACAGGUGUUACAUCUCCUGCGUAUGCAGGAGGAAGUACCUGGGGCGGGGAUGGUUUGAGUGGGAAGGGAUGAAUGAACCAAGGAGUUGCAGAGGGUGUGGCCUCUGCAGGUGGACAGGGGUGGUGAUUGAUGGGAUCAAGUUGGAGGUGACAGAAAUGUCAGACUAUGAUAUGUUAAAUGCAGACACUGGUGGGGUGAAGAGCGAGGACCAGGGCAACUAUUUGGGAGAGGGUAUAAGAGCAGAAGUAUGGGAUAAAAGAGAUGCCGGUGAGGGAAUCAUCAAUAACAGAAGGGGAGAAACUAAAGAAAGGGGACAUUUUGGAUGUCUUCGAAUGGAAAGUCUCAUCUUUGGAGCAGAUGCGGUGGAGGGAGAGGAUUUGAGCAUAGGGAAUGGCAUCUUUGCAAGAGGCAGGGUGGGAGACUAGUUUUACAUUAAGUCUUUGUUUCUACUUGUCAAAUUUGUGAUUUGUGUCCAGGACUCGCAGGAACACUUUAAAGGCAUGAACACCUCAAAAAUUCCACGAUAUAUCCCAUCGGUCAUGUGCUUGCCCAUUCACUUAACCUAAUCUUUUUAAAACCCUCUAUAUCUUCACAGAACUCAAUAGUACUACUCAAUUUGCACAUUCGAUAGUACCUGCCUCAACUACCUCCUUCGGCAGCACAUUCCAUAUACCCACCACCAUUUGUGUAAAAACGUUACCCUUCAGGUUCCUAUUUAAAUCUUUGCCCUCUCACCUUAAACCUAUGUCCUCUGGUUAAGAAACUGCAUUUACCCAAUUAAUCCCUCUCACGAUUCUUUCUCCUGCGCUCCAAGGAAUAGAGUUCUAUCCUGCCCAACCGCUCCCUUUAAGUCCUGGCAAUAUGCUCGUAAAUCUUCUCUGCACCCUUUCCAGCUUGACAUCUUUCCUAUAACGGAGCUAAAAACUGAACACAAUACUCUAAAUGUGGCCUGACCAAGGUAUUAAAUCAACUGUAAAAUGACCCCAACUUCUAUAUUCAAUACUCUGGCUGAUGAAGGCCAAAGUGCCGAAAGCCUUUUUGACUACCCCAUCUACCCACCACCUUCAAGAAAAAAUGGACCUGGACUCUUAGAUUGCUCUGCUUUACAACAUUCUCUAGAGUCCUACCAUUCACUGUGUAUGUCCUGCCCAUGUUGAGAUUCCCCAAAAUGGAACACCUCACAAUUCUCCGUGUUAAAUUCCAUCAACAUUUCUCAGCCCAACUGAUCAAGAUCCUACAGCAAUUUUUGAUAACCAUAUUUACUAUCUAUAUUACCACCCACUUUUGCAUCAUCUGCAAACUUGCUAAACAUACCAUGCAUAUUCUCAUCCAAAUCAUUGUUAUAGAUGACAAACAGCAAUGGGCCCAACACUGAAACCUGAGGAACACCAAUAGUCACAGGCGUCCAGUCUGAAAAAUAACCUUCCACCAUCACCCUCUGCUUCCUUCCAAUAAACCAAUUUUCUAUCCAAUCAGCUCUCUCUCCUUGGAUCUCGUGCGUUCUAACCUUCCAGAGCAGCCGAUCUUUUGGAAUGCCUCGCUAAAAUCCAUAUAUACGCCUACAACUUUGCCUUCAACAACCUUUUUGGUCACAUCAUCAAAAAACGCAAACGGAUUCAUGAGACAUGACGUUGCACAUACAAAACCAUGCUGUCUAUCCCUAUUCAGCCCUUGUCCAUCUAAACGCAUGGAUAUUGUGUGAACACCCAGAAGAACAAGGGAACUCAGGAGCCAAAGGCAUAAACUGGGUUAACUAAUUGACAUAAAUAUUAUGAAAACAAGAUAUUAUGAACAAAGUUCCAGCACCUGAAAUGACCAAGAACUUCACGUUCACAAAUCCACUUGGGUUCAUUAGCAUUUAUUAAUCCAACAGAGCAAUAAUCGUUCAAAUUCACAGCUUGGUCUGAGGCAAGAGUGGAGGAGGGUUGGUGUUUGUGAACUCUUCUUUCUUGGCUAUCAAAUUUAACCAUACCCGAGGCAAAUGAAUUUUAUUGGGCAAAAGCCUUUUCUCUUUAAUGCUCUUCUUAACUUAUUUUAAUUUUCUAUGCAUCUGCAUCCAGCUUUUAGCAGUUUGACAAUUGUUAAAAAUGUUGCAUUAAAAACCAGACUGGAAAGGUAAAUUAAGAAAUAUUAAGACUUUCCAAGAUUUAAAAUCAAUUCAACAAUAUUGGUAGAUAAUUUGGUAGCCAAAUAAUUCAUUGUGUGUAAAUAGAAAACAUCAGCUAAAAUUGUUGAUGACAAUAAUUUAGUUAUAACUUUUCAGAAAACUACCUAAAGGAAACAUUCAAAAUAAAAGAUUUCUGAAGAGUGGAA